Myripristis murdjan (pinecone soldierfish) is the source of this 2283-nucleotide messenger RNA. It is a transcript of the gene id4, whose product is annotated as inhibitor of DNA binding 4. The coding region runs from base 318 to 740 and encodes 140 amino acids. Gene Ontology annotation, molecular function: protein dimerization activity; transcription regulator activity. The record is from RefSeq and is a predicted model, not a curated record. The transcript is spliced from 3 exons. NCBI's taxonomy places the organism in Eukaryota, Metazoa, Chordata, Actinopteri, Holocentriformes, Holocentridae. Gene Ontology annotation, biological process: negative regulation of transcription by RNA polymerase II; cell differentiation; circadian regulation of gene expression. Gene Ontology annotation, cellular component: nucleus; cytoplasm.
UGACCAGCUUCUCUCCCUGAUCUGUCAACCGACUGGCUUGGCGCCUCCCCUCUCCUCUAUAAAUGUAGGAAAUCUAUUCAUUCCCUUCACACUGAGCCUGGUGAAGUAAGAGGAGCUGUGGGGCUCCACGGGAUGUGUUGACAGACUAGAAUUAACGCCUUUCGGGUUAUCUUCUUCUCUCGGCAGACUGAGGCUGCAUUAGAGUAGCUUUACCGUGUUUACAGCGCCGGGGUAAUCUCAAAUACCUCCUGCUACCAGUAGCUAAUUGUUUGGGUUUUUUUCAUUGCCUCUCUCUGAGCCGUUGGUUGUUAUCUAAGAUGAAGGCUGUUACUCCAGUCCGCCCCCAGAAGGACUCCUCCUCCAGCAGCAGCCAGCUCUCCCUGCACUAUCUGUCGGAGCGCAGCCUCAACAUCGCCCGGUGCAGGAUGGAAGAGGAGGACCUGUUCUGCCUGCAGUACGACAUGAACGACUGCUACAGCCGGCUGAAGCGCCUGGUGCCCACCAUACCGCAGGAUAAGAAAGUCAGCAAAGUGGAGAUCCUCCAGCAUGUCAUAGACUACAUCCUGGACCUGCAGCUGGCCCUGGAGACGCACCCUUCUCUUCAUAAACAGCCACAGCGGACCGGGACCUGCCCUCCUCCAGCCUCCAACCCCAGCCGGACACCGUUGACGGUCCUCAACAUUGACCACCAGAGGACGUCAAUAGUCAAAAAGCCGGAGGACUCAAUUUUAUGCCGCUGAAAUAUAAGCACUGCAUUGGUGUGCAGGCUGCACAGAGCCGCUCCAAAGCCAGCAAAGCUUCGCCAGGGACUCACACCCAACUGGAGGCACAAUCACAAGGGGGAUUUCAAAACCGCUGGGAGGAAUAAAACCCAAAUAAAAUCACCAUUUAUAUGCCCUUUUUUUGGUUCCACUGAACAGGGAAUCUGUGUCCGAGCAGCCGCCCCUUAAGUUGCCAUAAUAACUUUAUUUCUUGUCAUUUGAAUUCUUUUUUUAUUUUUUUCUAAAAGGGCGAAACAUGUGGAAUCCCUAUGCUGUGAAGUUUUUUUGUUGGAAACCCCUUGGUCAACAGAUUGUGAAUUGUGCUAAAAAGAAAAUGUAAAAACAACUCCAGUUUAAAGCUUUACUAAACAGCGAAAAAUUAUUGUACAUGUUUUGGACAUCUAUUGUUUAAAAUAGAUGAUUUGUGUUGAACAGGGGUGUUAUCCCUGGGAUUGAAAAAUGUUUAAUACUGUAAAGAACAAUUCUGAGUCAAGACAAUUAAGAUUGUACAUAUAGAGAAACAAAUGUUCUAUAAAUGUAUGUGAAAGGAAAUACUUAUAUGCUUCAAAUAGACUAUUGUAAUUAUAAGAUAUUUUUAUUAAAACAUUUUUUUGUUGUUAUGUAAAUAUUGUGUUUCCACUUUUAAGUCUUUAGUGAAUGACCGUGGUUAUGCUCUGCCAAUAACAUCCUCACAUCAUCAUAUCAGUUUAACUCUUUGCAGUGUUUUGGAAUAGUUUUAAUAUGUAGCAUGUCAGGCUCCAUUGCAAAGAUAUUGAAUGUGCACUGAAACAGCCCUCCUGUGUAGAUAUGUGGUGGAGUUCAACUCGAGUUCCUCUCCUUUCUUUCAUUUGCCCUGCUCAGCUUUCUCUCCCAUUGUUUUGUAUUCAUUAACUAUUUCUAUAACAACUUGGAGCCGUUCACAGCUGUGGGGUCGGUUUGCUGUUUGAGCAAAAAAAAAGGCCCAAGUUUGAUUCUGUUGUACUGGACCCUUGUUUAAAAAAAAAAAAAAGAAAAAAAAAAGACAGACUAGAUCUGAGCGUUACAGCACUUCUGUUUACAAUUAAAAACCUACAAAUCACUGCAUAGCAAUGUGUCUAUUAUAUUACAGGCUCUAUGUUUGUCUUUGUGCGGACAGUGGUUCUCCUUGACAAGUUAAUGAUUGACGCCAUGGAAUCAUUAAACUCUGGUUAUGAAUUGAUUAAAUACGUGAACAUUAACAGACUCUUUUUGGAUGACAAAGUAUACUGUAAAGAAAAGCAAUGCUGUUUGCUAGAUAUUAAUUCAAAGAUUUCCCUGUUGGAAAGUCAGCAGCCAUUGUUAAUGUUUAAAAAAAAAAAAAAAAAGAAAACACAUAAUUAAUAAUGCCUUUAUUUUUCAUGACAUUGAACACCGAAUUUACCUCACCUCCCUCCUGCCAGUGUGAGAGGGCACUUGUACAUUACUGUCAGCUGCACUGUUGGACUUGACCUUCACUGGCUUGUGAGGAGUUGUCAAAACAAUUAAAGGGUAAAGUUUCCAGGAA